AUGGACUUUCACUGCAGGACAUAGUCUUUUGUACGGACUUCUAAAUUCCAGGAUCGCCUGCAUCCAGCGAAUAAAAUAAUGUAAUAAAUAAUAUCUAAUCAAUACUUUGCGAGUAUGAAUAAUGGCCAUGUGCAAUAUUAUUUUCAUUGAUAUGGUACAAAUUGAUUAUACAGUUAUGUUCGGCUACAUACAACAAUUAGUGGAUAGGUAUGUUAUAAUUGCUAAUACGUUGAACAAAUCAUUUUUUCAAAUUAAUGGCAAAAAUAAGUAAUAUAAAUAUGCGUUGCUUUAUUCUUUUGUUUCAUUUACGUUUAGAAAUUAGCUAUAAUGAGCAAGUUGUACGGUGUUCUGUUGUUACUGGUGGCAACUCAUUGUGUCACGUCAACAACAAACACAUACGUCUACGAAUUUGGCCAGAAUGUCGGUAAUGUGGUGUUCCAGUAUGACGGUAGAAUCCCACUCUUACAACCUGUGACCCACAAAGAUAUCAGUAUACCGCCUGGUGUUACAGUGACGUAUGUACGAGUGACAGUCGACGCGCUCUCUCCACCCAAAGUCGACUUUGAAGCAGACAGAAAUAGAGUUUCUAUCGUGUACAGUUGGACUCAAAUAUCUAUGUCUUCUUACUCAAUAAUUGUUAAAGGUUUCAUAGUAUAAUAUUACAGUUUCUCCAACUACUUUUGAUAAUAAUAUAUAUAUAAAGAAGCCU
Molecule: messenger RNA, 709 nt
Organism: Bicyclus anynana (squinting bush brown)
Lineage: Eukaryota; Metazoa; Arthropoda; Insecta; Lepidoptera; Nymphalidae
Exons: 3
Coding region: 328-657 (109 amino acids)
Source: RefSeq, a predicted model, not a curated record